Molecule: messenger RNA, 1362 nt
Organism: Paramuricea clavata
Lineage: Eukaryota; Metazoa; Cnidaria; Anthozoa; Malacalcyonacea; Plexauridae
Source: the annotation of a GenBank genome assembly
AAAAAACUACUAAAUAUGGCAUGAAGAUAUUUAAUGGUAAGUAAAACAAAUUAAAAACUUCAUUUUCUCAAAGAAUAAGGCUGUUUAAAAACUGAAAAACUGAAAAGGAGUGCAACUGAAUGACAGAAAACAGGAAAAUAAAUUAAAUACAUUAAAUUAUAGAUUGGUUUACCUGUUCCAGUUUCUCUGGGGGCUUGUACAUCACAGACAUGACAAAAUCCGACUUAAAUGCUUGUUUGAAAGUGUUUUAUACAUCUGCGAGGCAGGUUGACGGCUCGUAUUACAAGAAAACCACAAUGAAAAGUAUCCGAGCGGCAGUUGACAGAUUCUUGAGAAGUCCUCCAAACAACAAGCCUUUCUCCAUCAUUGGCGACCCUGCUUUUACCGAAGCAAAUUCCGUGUUGGAUGCACUCGUUAAAGAACUCAGGAAAGCAGGCAAAAUCGCUGGUUUGGUCCACAAAAAGCCAAUAACACAAGAGCAAAUUAAGAUGCUGUUUCACAAUGGCGAAUUAGGUCCCGCCGAUAGUAAUGACCCAGCACAGUUGCUUCGUACCGUUUGGUUUUAUCUCGGGAUUUAUUUGGGACGUCGAGGAAGGGAAAAGCAAAGACAACUUAAGCCCAACAUGCUGGUUUUAAGAGCAACAGCCGCUGAUAAAACGUAUUUUGAACUCAACCGGGAAGUAGCAGGUUCAAUUCCCUCGACCAAAAAUCACCAAGGCGGUUUAGACGACAAUGAAGACGAGUCAGAUGGAAAGAUUUUUACCCAGCCAGAUUCAAAGUUCUGCCCUGUUGCCACGAUCCAAAAUUACUUAAAGCAUCUAAAUCCCCAGUGUCAUGCUCUUUUCCAACGGCCGAAAAGCUGCAAAUCUGGCGAAGUUUGGUAUUGCAACUGUCCAGUUGGCGAGUCUACUUUGGGAAACAUGAUGCGUAGCAUGAGUUUACGAGCAGGUAUUACACCACCGUUGACCAACCAUUGCAUACGAGCUACAUCUGUAAUAGCACUGUCUGAUGCUCACAUCGAAACUCGCUUUAUAAAAUCUGUCACUGGCCAUAAAUCCGAUCAGUCAAUCGAAUCAUACAACAGCCGUCCUUCGAUAAACCAACAAGAACGAAUGUCAACAACGUUGAGUCAGUACCUCCAACCAGAAACGGUAGCAGCCCCGUCCUCAUCGCUCCAAAGCCAACGCAAAACAGCAGUUCCAAAAGAUCUUCAUCUUGAAUCGUCGGUUGAAAUGAGAUCAGACAACGACAGCCAUACAAUAACAGUCAACAAGCAAAGCACGCACAUGACAAGUGGCUCUACGUUCAAUUUCCACAGUUGCAACGUUCAGAUCUACAAUUGACUGUUCUUAUUAAACCGUA